UAUUUAAACCUUGCACAGGGGAGUCGCUUCCUUCCUUCUCUAGCUUCCAGCUAAAGCUCGGCUAGCCUUGCUCAGACGACCAGCAACCCGCCUGAACGGUUUGAACGAGUCGGUUCCUAACGGUCGCACUGAUUUUGAACUUGUAGUCAUGGAGAUCACGUUCACAGGCAAGCGCGCGCUAGUCACGGGAGCUGGAAAAGGCAUUGGACGAGCCACCGCUCUGGCUUUGGCACGUGGUGGAGCAGAUGUUACAGCAGUGACAAGGACCCAGGCCGAUCUGGACAGUCUUGUGCAGGAGUGUCCGUCUAUACAGCCUGUUUGUGUGGACCUGGCAGACUGGGAUGCGACAGAGCACGCGCUGAAGAACGUAGGUCCUAUCGACCUUCUAGUCAACAAUGCGGGCUGUGCCAUGCUCGAGUCAUUUCUCGAGAUCACGGAAGCCCAGUUUGACAAGUCUUUCAACGUCAACGUGAAAGCUGCUCUGCACGUCGCACAAAUCGUGGCCCGAGGAAUGAAGGCCAGGGGAAGUCCCGGCGCCAUCGUGAACGUCUCCAGCCAAGCUGCACAGUGCGCCUUUAAAGAUCAUGCCGUGUACUGUGCCACCAAAGGAGCUCUUGACAUGCUUACGAGCGUGAUGGCACUGGAACUGGGGCCAUACCAGAUCCGAGUGAAUUCCGUGAACCCCACCGUGGUAUUGACGGACAUGGCAAAAAUAGGAUGGAGUGACCCUGUGAAGGCCAAGGGCAUGAUAUCACGGAUACCAAUGGGCAAAUUUGCUGAAGUGGAAGAUGUUGUGAACUCCAUAUUGUUUCUUCUGAGCGAUAAAACUGCUAUGACCAAUGGAGUGACCCUUCCGGUAGAUGGCGGCUUCCUUGCUUGCUAGAUGAGACAUGAGAUAUUGCUUGCGUCCUGUUUAGAAAGAAUAAACAGUAACACCAAAAAAGCUUAA
Molecule: messenger RNA, 949 nt
Organism: Trichomycterus rosablanca
Lineage: Eukaryota; Metazoa; Chordata; Actinopteri; Siluriformes; Trichomycteridae
Gene: dcxr
Product: dicarbonyl/L-xylulose reductase
Exons: 9
Coding region: 149-883 (244 amino acids)
Biological process (GO): glucose metabolic process; xylulose metabolic process
Molecular function (GO): carbonyl reductase (NADPH) activity; L-xylulose reductase (NADPH) activity
Source: RefSeq, a predicted model, not a curated record